This is a messenger RNA of Cannabis sativa, 2521 nucleotides long. Its product is annotated as (-)-limonene synthase, chloroplastic-like. Gene Ontology annotation, biological process: diterpenoid biosynthetic process. The record is from RefSeq and is a predicted model, not a curated record. Lineage: Eukaryota; Viridiplantae; Streptophyta; Magnoliopsida; Rosales; Cannabaceae. The coding region runs from base 10 to 1920 and encodes 636 amino acids. The transcript has 7 exons. Gene Ontology annotation, molecular function: magnesium ion binding; terpene synthase activity.
ACAAACAAAAUGCAAUGCAUAACAGUUAAACACCGAUUUUCUCCAUUAAUAAUAUUCCCUAAUAUUUGUAGUAAUAGUAAUUAUUUUGGUAUACCUUUUAGACCAAAAAUAUGUACUAAUAUUAAUACUACAAAAUCAAGAUUAUCAAGUACUUGCUACCCCAUCAAAUGUUCUGUGGUCCAUAACCCUAGUUCUACUACUACUAUUGUUAGAAGAUCAGGAAACUAUGAACCUCCCAUUUGGUCUUUUGAUUAUAUUCAUUCUCUUUCAAGCAAAUAUAAGGGAGAAGCUUAUACAAAUCGACUAAAAAAGCUUGAGAAUGAUGUGAAAAUGAUGCUACUUGGCAUGGAAAUUAAUUCUUUAGCCCAACUUGAGUUCAUUGAUACAUUACAAAGACUUGGAAUAUCUUAUCAUUUUAAAAAUGAAAUAUAUAAUAUUUUAAAGAAAAAGUACACUAAUAAUAUAAAUAUUAUGAAUAAAAACCCUAAUUAUGACUUAUAUGCCACUUCUUUGGAAUUCAGACUUCUACGCGAAUAUGGAUUUGUAGUACCUCAAGAAAUUUUCAAUGAUUUUAAGGAUGAUGAGACAGCAGAGUUCAAGGCAAGUAUAAGUGAUGAUAUUAUGGGAGCAUUGGCUUUAUAUGAAGCUUCAUUUUAUGGGAAAAAUGGUGAAAGUGUUUUGGAAGAAGCAAGAAUUUUCACAACCAAAUGUCUUGAAAAAUACAAAAUAUUGUCAAGUAAUAAUAAUAAUAAUAAUAAUAAUAAUAAUAAUAAUAAUAAUAAUAAUAAUAAUAAUAAUAAUGUUAUGGAUAUAUUAUUAUUAGUGGAUCAUGCUUUGGAAAUGCCACUUCAUUGGAGAAUCACAAAAUCAGAAGCUAGAUGGUUCAUUGAAGAAAUAUAUGAGAAAAAACAAGACAUGAUGAUGAAUUCUACUUUGCUUGAGUUUGCCAAAUUGGAUUUCAACAUUGUGCAAUCAACAUAUCAAGAAGAGCUCAAAUAUCUCUCUAGGUGGUGGAAGCAUUCUAAACUUGGAGAGAAAUUGCCUUUCGUUAGAGAUAGAUUGAUGGAGUGUUUCAUGUGGCAAGUUGGAAUAAGAUUUGAGCCAGAAUUCAGUUACUUUAGAAUAAUUGCUACACAAAUCUAUGUUCUAAUCACAAUAAUUGAUGAUAUGCAUGACAUAUAUGCAACUUUGGAGGAACUACAACUUUUCGCUAAUGCUCUUCAAAGGUGGGAUUUGAAAGUAAUAGAUGAGUUACCGGAUUACAUGAAGAUGGCUUUCCUCAUUUUAUACAAUUUCACAAAUGAAAUGGUGUUUAAUGUAUUAGGAGAACAUGGUUUUGUUAACCUUGAAUACUUCAAGAAAUUGUGGAUAGACAUAUGUAAACAUCAAUUGCAGGAGGCAAAAUGGUUCUAUAGUGGAUACCAACCAACAUUGCAAGAAUAUACUGAAAAUGCUUGGAUUUCAGUAGGAGGACCAGCUUUUCUUAUGCAUGCUUAUUUCUGUUUUACAAAUCUCAUAACAAAUGAAGAAGUGGAAUGUCUUAAAGAGGGUUAUCCCAAUAUUGUUCGACAUGGAUCCCUAAUAUUACGACUUGCGGAUGAUCUAGGAACAUGUUCGGAUGAAAUGAAAAGAGGCGAUGUUCCUACAUCAAUUCAAUGUUACAUGCAUGAUACUGGUGUUUCUGAAGACGAAGCUCGUGAGCACAUCAAGCAUUUGAUAAGCGAAUCAUGGAAGGAGAUGAAUAAUGAAAAUGGAGAUCAUAAUUCUUCUUUCUCCAAAGAAUUUGUUCAUGUUUGCAAAAAUCUUGGUAGAGCGUCACAAUUUAUUUACCAAUAUGGAGAUGGACAUGCUUCUCAAAAUACUCUAUCAAAAGAUCGUAUUUUUAAAAUUAUUAUUAAUCCUUUCCCCUAUAAAUUAUGAUUAUAGAUGUAUUAUGGUAUUGACAUUAAUAAUAAUUACAUAAAUAAAAUAAAAUUAUCUAUUAUAUGUAUAUGUUGAACUUUGUGGUGGUGAAAGUACGAUUAAAGUAAAUUGAGAUGAAUCAAUUUAACUUUUUAAUUAAUAAUAUGUUUUUUUCUUCUAUUGUUUAUUUAUUUUUAUUAUGAGCUUCAACUCUAACUGAAGUGACGUAAUUAACUAGUUGCUGGAGGUUGUUUUUUUCUUCGUCCAGGCCCGCCAGCCUUCUUUGGAUUUAGGUGUGGCUUGGUCGGGUUUGUACUUGUAGUUUUGCUACUUUAGUCCUGUCUUGUAACAUAGUUUUGAAUAUCUUUUGUUUAGGAUACUGGGAUUAGUCAUUUUUACUGUGACAUGGUUUUGUUUUAUUUUAUUUUGUUGUUGAUUUGUCUUCUUUGGUCUUUGAUGACUCGUCAUCAAAUCAUUGUUAGUGGUUGGGAAUAACAAGUUAUUUGUGGCUGAAAGGGUUGUUAGUGGUUGUCAUAGUCAGAGUCCUGUGAUCCGAAGGGGAAAGACCGGGAGUUGUACAAUCCCCCAUCGCCUGGGAAAGGUCAUGUGUGAUGAUUCU